Messenger RNA from Aegilops tauschii subsp. strangulata, 897 nucleotides. Lineage: Eukaryota; Viridiplantae; Streptophyta; Magnoliopsida; Poales; Poaceae. The record is from RefSeq and is a predicted model, not a curated record.
AUGUCUGGUUCGGCUGCUGAGGACCCGGAGGCUCAGGAGCCCUUGGUCUCCCAAGCCCUGGUGACGACGUCGCCUUCUCCUCCUGCUGCGCCAUUACUCCCAGUCCGAGCGACGCUGAGCCAGGCCGCAACAACCUCCGAGAAGGAGAAGCGGGCCGCCGCUCAAGCUGCGGCCGAUCGCGAGGCGGCCCUGAAGGACGCUGAAGCCGCCCAUGACCGCUGCCGGGCGCUGGAGGACAAGCUGAAGAGUCUGCGCGAUGAGCACACAGAAGAAGCUCGUGGCCGCCAGGCGAAGGAGGAGGAGAUGAGGGCCCGGGAGGACGCCAUCAAGAACCGCAACGCCGAGCUGGGGGAGUUGGCGAAGGCGCAAGCCACUGAAUGCAGCCGGCUGGAGGAGCUGGAGCGGAAGGUGGAGCUGAAGGGGGCUGAUCUCGACGCGAAGGCGAAGGUCCUGGCUGAGGACCGUGCGGCCUUCGCGCUUCUCGAGAAGAGGUCCCGUGUGGCGCUGAAAGCACUUUACGAGAAGGGCCUGGAAAAGCUGCUGACCACCGACGAGGAUGGCCCUGCUCAGCUGCUUCCCUCCUUGGUUGCCGCGCUUGAGGAGGUUGUGAGCGGCAUUGGUCCUAUGGCCGAGGCGGAAGCCCGCGUUCUUUCCUCAGCUGCACUGACGCGUGUCUUCAGUCACCUCCAUCUUCGCGAUCCAACUGCCCGCCUGGACGAGCGGCUAGAGCCUGUGGACGAGGAGCAUUGUGCGGCUGCUGCCGCAGCCGUGAAGGGCCACGUGGAGGCCCUGCUGAAGAAGUUCCACGGCUUCGCUCUCGCGCCUUCGACCGGCGGUGCCACCGAUCCUGCGGCUCCGGCUGGCCGUGCAGGCGAAGGCGACGCUGCCAAGGGAUGA